This is a messenger RNA of Glarea lozoyensis ATCC 20868, 3825 nucleotides long. RefSeq lists its product as uncharacterized. Gene Ontology annotation, cellular component: exosome (RNase complex); nucleus. The transcript has 5 exons. The record is from RefSeq and is a predicted model, not a curated record. NCBI's taxonomy places the organism in Eukaryota, Fungi, Ascomycota, Leotiomycetes, Helotiales, Helotiaceae. Bases 1 to 3825 code for a protein of 1274 amino acids.
AUGUCAGACUAUCCGAAUGCGCCUGCCUAUGGCAUCAACUAUGGCGCACAAGAUCAGACGAACCCUCCAUAUGUCCCUCCAGCGUAUCCAACACAGUACAUGCAACCCGUAGAUGGUAAUGGCAUGGCAUCUAGUUAUGACAUGUCUAAUUCCGCGUACGGAUACAAUGGGCCUCCACCAGCCUUCAGCGCUUCAGCCAUUGCUUCGGGGGUGCCACCCCUUCCCAUAUUUCCAGGUUGGAAUCAAAACCCGGGUCAUUUGCCCACAUAUAAUUCCCACAAUGGUCAGCAGUACAUGAGUUACUCUGAUCAGAAUGCGCAAAACUCUCACCAGAACUCUCAAUAUUUCGUCGCACAACCCCCGCCAUUAUAUCAACCUGUUUCACAACCUUCUCGAGUAUAUGACGAAGGCGAGGUGAGCGAAAGUGAGAUGACCGGUAGUAGACCGCAAGUAAAUAAUUCCAACUCGUCCUAUGGAGGCAUACAGUAUCCUGCAAACAACCGUGUAGGAUAUACCAUGCCGUCACAGCAAACUAUGUAUCCGACAUCUCAGGAGCAGACCCAGCAAAGACCUUUCAUAACUUCUAAUCCCCAAUCGUUUCCCUCGCGACACUCUCCGCACACAACCAUGCAGCAGACAGACGGCUAUUCUCCCUACGCUUCGCCUGUUGAUUUGGGCCUCGGCGAACGUGUAAACGAAAAGCAGCUUCAUGGAUCAACAAAUAAUUCUAAUAACAAGCUUAAUAUGGCGGGAGAUACGAGUCAUGGCAAGCAAAACGGAAUCCCUAAGUUACCUGGAGCACAGUCUCAUCAACCUAAUAAUGGUCUGCCGAAAAUAGGCGCAGUUGCCAAAAGCCGAGCAGCUUCGUUGUCUGCAAACAAUCCCUCCAACCAAACAUCCAAGACCCAGAAACCAAAAUCUCUCGAGGAAGCUCAGAAGAAAGCAUCGGCAGCGAUUCUCAACCUCUUGCCAUACAACAUUCGAUAUCAGACGUAUUUAGAUGAAGGGUUCGCAGAAGAUUUAGUUGGACGAUUGUUUGAUGAUCUUCAGAUUUCUCGGGUUUUAGCCAAAAUCAACAACGAUGUGGGCGCCUCCAGGCAUGGUGCUAACGAUGAAACUGGAGAAAUAUCCCACCCAGUUGUAAGCAAGGCCGCAGAAGUUGUCCCGAAACCUCAAUUAUCGGAGAAGUCGGGUGCAAGUGAGCUCAUACCUAUGGCCGUAGAGAGGACAGCCACACCAGACACCACUACGUUACCUAAAAUCAUCGCACAACCAACGACUGUCAAUCCAUCUGUGUCGAUGUCUGAAAAGGAUCGAGCGCUACAACUAAAAAUGGAGGCCCUGAGGAAAUCAAGAGAGGAACGUGCUCAAAAGGCUGCUGCGAAAGCAAGUACGAAGUCGCCAAUAGAUGCUACACCUCCAGUUCCGCUCCAAGUCCAGCCGCAAGCACAGCCAUCCAUCUCUGAAGAAUCAACUAAAUCUACUACCGAUCAGAUAGGAGAUCUUUCUCAGCAGGCUGCACCAGCUAAACCUGCAGAGCCACCGGUCCCACAGCCCUCGCCAAAACAAACUGCUGUUAUUCAAACCAAGGUAUCAAGUAUCCCGGGUCUCUUUUUGACUUCAACUGAUUCUACCUCCACACCAACAUCAACGAAUGCGGUCACCACCACGGUAUUGACUUCAACUCUUCCCAGGAAGCGACCUGUUGCCGCCGACUUUGACCCCCCGAAUACUUCGGCAACCCAAUUCAAGCGACCAUUUGGCCAAAGCCGAACUGAGCGACCGGUAGUGAUCGAUGUUUCUGAAGAUGAGGCAGAUUCAGACGACGAAGAUGUCGCCAUGGACCUUGAAUCGCAGGCCGAUCAAGACUCUCCGGUACAAUCAGCACGUAGAUUAUCCGAACAGCGACCCGCAGCCUACAACCUUCCACCGCUGACUGAUUUUCCUCCACGUAAACCAUUUACGUCUCCGCCCAAUUCAUCCGCAGCUAGUACGCCCCCCGGCUCCCAGAGUGCACAGAAGUCGGGGCUUGGUGGGAGACCCGAAGUUCUUCAGCAAAAGGAGACCGAAAUCGAACUACUGAAGAAGAAAAUUGCGGAAGCUGAAGCAAGGAAAAAGGCUAGGCAGACCCCAACAGGAACUUCAACGCCUAUGGGCCAGAUUGAGAGCAAGGCCGUCAGCAACACCAAUUUAGCUAGCAAUGUUGAAGCCUCGAUGAAGAUGCAGCAAUUAAUCGGGAUUGCAGAGCACAACGUAAACUCGACCCUGGAUCAGAUUUCUGAAACUCAAAUUGCGGAGUCAUCAAAAGCAGCUGAGUUGAAAAAGAUAGAAGACGAGCGAAAACGCCUUCGUCUUCAAAAGCUAACCUCUGAUCUUCCUCUGGUGGAAAAAGAAGUGCUCGAGAAUCAGUCUAAGCUGGAGAACAUGCGUGCUGAGAUGGCAAGACUAGAAGAGGUGGUUCGAAAGAACAAUGAAGCAAAGCGUUUGUUGACAGAAGAGAUGGAUCGUUUGGGUAGAGAAACCGAGGAGCAACUGCAAGUUCAAAGAGAAAAGCUACAUAAUCUGGCGAAGGAGGAGAGUGACGUUAUCAAUGCGGAACACGAUGGCCACCCGACAGCGAAAACAGAUUUGGUUGCCGCUCUACCUCUGACAGAGAACACCAACGAAGCUGCUUUGUCUUCUAGAGAAGUAUCACAGCAUCGAGAAGCCACACCGGCUGUAGCCGAUCAAGCCCCAGCACUCAUUGUGGAAACUCCGCCGCAGAUAUCAGAAACUGCGCAUGAAACGCCCGAAAUUACGGUAGGUGAACUCGUUCAAGAUGAGGUGUUACCUCUACCUCUGCCACGCCAUGAUCCCGAAACCAAAGAACAGACGUCUGCCGACCGCGCCCUCGAGGCGGCUUUGCAAGAGGCGGUCCGCGCCGAAGCAGACUCUCACGCCCAAGGAUAUAGUGAUACUGAGAUGGAAACAUCUUUUGCCCCUGACCCAGACAAAUUGAUGCCAGCUUCAGAGAUCGGGCCUGAUAGUCCAGACUAUUCCCCUGUCUUGGAGCGAGCAGUCCCUGUCGUGCCUGAAAUUGAGAUGGCUGAAGAUUCAGAUAUUUAUGAGCCACCAGAAGGGACGCCCCCAGUGGAUGAACCUUUGAAAGUUCUUAAUCCGCCUUCACCUUCGCCCUCUUUUAGUCCAGCUCCACCUGAGGCAGACUCCAGAUCUGUGCCGGUCGAGGAGACCUCAGGUGUGGUCAGCGAGAUCAAGGAACGCGAGCCUGAACAGCAACCAGAGCAGCAACCAGACGAUCAUGAAAAGGGCCAAAUAGUACACAAGCAGACACCACCGCAGGCAAACAGCAAAUUGGUACCAGUUGCCCAAGAUGAGUCAAGUGCUCCAGCCACCACAACGGAACUCUUCACGCCUUAUCAGAGUCCCCUCAAGCGUUUUCGUGCAUUCCGUUUUCAUCCAGCUUACAAACAAGAGGUAGCGGGUGGGCUUAGAUCGCUUACCUAUAGUAACAAGAUCGAUCCAAACAAAGAAUUCUGUCGCUACGAGCUGGCAGGUGGGAUUUGCAACGACACGAACUGUGAAUUCCAACACUUCAAAAGCAUAAGGAUUCCUGAUGACGCUGUACUCACGGCGCUCGGAAGCCCUGACCAGUUCGGUCCUACACAGCGAGCCAAGUUUUGUGCAGGGCUGAAAGGAGUCUUGACCGACUUGCGGGCCAGAAAGAUUAAAGAUUUUGAUAUGAUUGCCGACGAAAUUAUCGCUCACAGAGCCAAAUUCCUUGGCGACGAUUCCAAAGUCCUUAAUCUCGAGGGUAUAACGAUAUAA